Molecule: messenger RNA, 3328 nt
Organism: Drosophila ananassae
Lineage: Eukaryota; Metazoa; Arthropoda; Insecta; Diptera; Drosophilidae
Product: fez family zinc finger protein erm
Exons: 2
Coding region: 679-2523 (614 amino acids)
Cellular component (GO): nucleus
Source: RefSeq, a predicted model, not a curated record
AGCGUCAUUUGAACCAGAGCGAGAGAGUGUGUCGGGUGAUUUUUGUUGCCUUUCGCAUUGGACUUUGCCGUCGGCAAAGGCGGGUGUGCUGAAGUGAGACAGGACAUCAGACAGGACGACGAGGACACUGACGAGGAGCAGGCGCGCGCGCUCUCUUAUUGAUGAAAUUUACCGUUUCGCCGUCGCCAUAUUUUCCGUGACUUUCCGCCAGGACAUCGCUGGGGCAACUUUUGCUCCUGGGGUUUUUUGUUUUUGCCUUAAUUUGCUUUGGCGCAUAAAUCAAAUAUUUACAUUCCGAAAUUGACGUCUUGAAAGCGCGGUCGCAAAAAUCCAGCCAUCGUCCUGCCAAUAGAGAUCCAUCGCGUGUGAGCCUGCCUGUUUAACCUGGAGGUGUGUGCGUGUGUGUGUAUGUUUGUGUGGGCUUUAAUACCAAAAACAAACAUUAAUUUGACCUGCAGCCGAUUAGUGAAUAAAAAAGAAAAGGAACAAGACUUGAAAGGAGCUCCGACCCCUAAAAUAUAAAGACGCUUUGAUGUUGAAGAAAUCAAUUUGCCACGAAAUUUCAUCUCAAUAUUAACUCAAGCUCAGGAGAUCAAAAAGGAUAUUAAUUGCUGUGGGUAAACAUCCAAAGUUUGGAUCCUGGCUGGCACUUUCCUCUUCCCAUUGAGUCCGCGUGGCAUGCAACCGUGUAGUCCAGCGGGAGAAGUCGCAAUGAUGCCGCCCUCGAAGAGUCCUGUCAUGGAGAGUGCCGCCUCUGACCAGAAUCCCGGCCAGGCCCCGGCAGACCAGAGCGCCAAGCGGGCAUGUCCUUUGAAGUUUUCGAUCGCCAAAAUCAUGGAGCCGGAUCACAAGCCCACUCAGGCGACAGCAGUGCCGCCUCCCCCAUCGCAGCUGCCCCCAUCCCUUGUGUUGCAGGACGACAACGAGGAUGAUGAGGAUCCAGAGAUCGAUGCCGAUUCGGAGCGAUCCUGCAGCCCCAUUGAGGUGACCAGCCUGGAGCAGUCGCCCGUGAACUACGAUUCCGCUUUCAAGAAGUACGUGCCGGCUACGUGCGGAGGCGCCACCAACUCGGCCACAGCCGUGCAGCAAUUUGUAAACACCCGCCACCAGGAGCUGCUUUCCCAGUAUCCCCUGCUGUACUACGCUCCCAACCAGCUGAUGUGUGCCGCCGCCGCCGCCCAGUACGCCGCCCUGACUGCCCAGCAGCAGUCGCUGACCCACCUGAGCAGCUUCACCGCCUCGCUGAACGCCAGUCUCCACCACUCGCAGUCGCUGCGCCGCAAUCUGGGCCAUCCUUUGGCUGCAGCAGCCGCCGCAGCGGCCGUGGCACAGUCCCAGGCGGUAGUGCCGAACAUCCAGCAGAGCCUGGAGAAGUCACCGGUGGGACAGAGGGCAUCCGGCGGAGCCAGUCAUCAGGCUAACCUGAAACGCAAGCGGUCGCCGCAGGAUCAGGGCGAGGUCACCCCACCCCCGGUAGGAGCUGCCUCAGCAGCUGGUGGCUCCAAUCGCUCCCGAUCUCGCUCCCCACGAUCCCCUUCGCCGCACGGAUCCAUAGAAGACAGCAGUCCUGGCUCGGCCAAUGGCGGCAAGCCAAAGACCUUCUCAUGCCUGGAGUGUGGGAAGGUCUUCAACGCCCACUACAAUCUGACACGCCACAUGCCGGUCCACACCGGAGCCCGGCCCUUCGUGUGCAAGGUGUGCGGCAAGGGAUUCCGGCAGGCGUCGACUCUGUGCCGGCACAAGAUCAUCCAUACGUCCGAGAAGCCCCACAAGUGCCAGACCUGCGGCAAGGCCUUCAAUCGCUCCUCCACUCUGAACACCCACGCCCGCAUCCAUGCCGGCUACAAGCCGUUCGUGUGCGAGUACUGCGGAAAGGGCUUCCACCAGAAGGGCAACUACAAGAACCACAAGCUGACCCACAGCGGCGAGAAGGCCUAUAAGUGCAGCAUCUGCAACAAGGCCUUCCACCAGAUCUACAACCUCACCUUCCACAUGCACACGCACAACGACAAAAAGCCCUACACCUGCCGUGUGUGUGCCAAGGGCUUCUGCCGUAACUUCGACCUGAAGAAGCACAUGCGGAAGCUGCACGAGAUCGGCGGUGACUUGGACCUGGAUCUGGACCUGCCGCCGUCCUAUGAGCGGAGGAGAGAGUACACCCGACGGGAACCGCUCUCCGGCUCCGGAAGCUAUCCCCACGGACAGGCUUCCGGGCAGUUAACGCCAGACUCCAGUUCUGGCAGCAUGUCACCGCCCAUAAAUGUGACCACGCCGCCGCUUUCCAGCGGAGAAACCAGCAAUCCCGCCUGGCCUCGCUCCGUGGGAGGAGUUUAUCCCACGGCGGGAGGAGCUUACCAACUGGGAGUGCCGCCACCACCGCCGCCACCGGACUACGCCACCGGCUCUGCCUUCUUGCAUCAUCAUCCAGCGCAUCAGCAGCAGCCGCAGCUGGCACAGCAGCAGCCUCCACACUUGCCGCAACAGCAGCGGCUCUCCGAGACCUUCAUAGCCAAGGUGUUUUGACAGCGCUACUAUGCCGAUAGCCUGAACAGCUCCACGACGGCCACGUCGAGUUCCAUGGCCGCCAGUACCAGUACCAGCACCAGCAAUUGCAAUUCCAGGAGCGAUCUGUUGAUCGACUGACUGCAAUUUGUGGCAGCGGCAGCCGCUGCAAGCAGCUCGCAGGACACCACCCACAGCCGCAAGGAGUCCUCAUCCCCGGAGCUGGAAUGUACAGCCCUGGGCAGUGCGGUGAGAGCCUUGAACGGUCUUUUCUAGACGACAGAGGAAGCAUAGGAAUUAAAUCCCCCGAAAGUAAAACCUCAACAGCCACUAAAUGGUUUCAAACUGUGCAAUAUCCCCACACUAUACCACCACCAGCUCAAAAACGAAUUACUGCAAAACCACAAUUAUGUAUAUAGAGAGUAGUCUUAAGUCCGGCCAAUGUGUUAUCCUUAGACGUAGAAUCUCCGAGUUCUCGAUGUGUAUAGGCUAUAGAUAAAGCGAUUUAACUAGUUAGUUCUAAUGGUUAAAUGUGUAGCCCCAGCACUGAGUGCCGUGUAUCGAAGUACACGGAUAUUCUCGAGUGCGUUUGGCAUUGUGUUUUUUAGCUUUCAACCGAAAAUACAUAAGAGGAUGUGUAUCUUAGAGUUGUACUAAAUAUCUGUACUGUAUGUAUUUGCAUAUAUGUAUCCCUAAGUGUCUGUUUAAUCGAAGAAAUCAAGCAAAAAAUUUUGACGAUCGACGAAUGCAUUGAAUUUGUUUAGUCCCUAAGUGAUAUUAUUGAUAGUGUUUAAGCAAUAAAUCAAUUCUUCAAUCAUUAAAUGUA